AUGGCCGCGGAAAAGAGGGACUGCUGCAGCAGCAGCAGCAGCAGCAGCAGCGAGCUCAAGGCGCCUCCCUCCCCCUGCGCCUCAGGUGUCUAUACACCCCACCAAGCGCAUGCGCCGGUGCACCUGCAGUGGGAACCGCUGGUCCUCUCUGACUCCAGCCCUCCUUCGCAUGCAACAACAACAACAACAACAACAGCAGCAGCUGCUGCUGCUGCAGCAGCAGCAGGCGCUGCUGCUGGUUCGUGCAGCAUCGGCACCUCUUCGCUGUAUACAGAUGUGCGGUUAGCCGAAGCAGCAGCAGCAGCAGCAGACGCUGCUGCGUCGCUGGCAGUGUCUUAUUCCGUGCCGGACGGGGGCGGCAGCCGUUUCGAUUCUUCUGCUGCUACUGCAGCAGCAGCAGCAGCUGCUGCUGCUGCUGCUGCUGCAGGAGCGUCUUCUGCCGAGGGGUGUGGCGUUGGCGUGCCUGUACAGCCGAGCUCAGUGCCCUACUUCUCGGUCAGCAGCGAGGCUGCAGCAGUGCAGCAAGAAGUGGUGCUGCUGCCGUCCGCAGCAGCCGACACAGCAGCAGCAGCAGGAGCAGCAGGAGGAGCAGCAGGAGGAGCAGCAGCAGGAGGAGGAGCAGGGGGCGGCGCUGGCGCGGCCUGCGGGCCGGCGCAGGAGUCCUCGCUGGCGGCGGCGCCCGCCCCCGGCGCGCCCAGCAGCAGCAGCAGCAGCAGCAGCAGCAGCAGCAGCAGCAGCAGCAGCAGCAGCGGCGGGCGGGGGCGGGCGCUGGUGGCGCUGGAGCUGCUGGAGUGCGGGGUGUGUCUGGAGCGCAUGCAGCCGCCGAUUUUCCAGUGCAAGGAGGGGCACACUUUGUGCUGCUGCUGCCAGCAGCGGCUGCGCUGCUGCCCCAGCUGCCGCAGCACGGGGCUGGGCAUUCGCUGCAGAGCUUUGGAAGUUCUGGCGGAGUGUCUGAGCGACUUGCCGUGUCGCUUCGCGCCGCUGGGGUGUACGUACACCCUGCGCUACAGCGAGCUGCUGCAGCACGAGGCGCGCUGCCUCAAGCGCCCGCUGCUGUGUCUCCACGCGGACUCCGGCUGCUGCUUCGAGGCUGCGCCGCAGCAGCUCGCCGACCACCUGCUGCAGCAGCACGGCUACGAGUACCGGCCCUGCAGCAGCAUCCGCUUCCGCUGCACGCCCGCCAACUGCAGCAGCCGCCGCAGCAGGCCCGACGCGAAGGCCCGCAGCAGCAGCAGCAGCAGCAGCGGCGGCAGCAGCAGCAGCAGCGGCGGCGGCGCGCCGCGCUGCGCGGAGCCCGCGGACGCCGGCGACGCCCCGCAGCCGCAGCCGCAGCCGCAGCAGCAGCAGCAGCAGCAGCAGGAGCUGCAGCAGGAGCUGCAGCAGGAGCUGCAGGGCAACGAGUCGUUCGUGUGGCAGCAGCAGCUGUACCACUGCUUCGGGAAGUACUUCGUGCUGCGGGUGCACCGAAAAGUGGAAGCAGAAGCUGCGUUUUACGUGUCAGUGGUGGCGCUGCACCCGCGGCACCACUGCAGCCGCUACUCUUUGCAGGUUUCCGGAAACCACCGCGCGUACAGCUUCCAGGGGCCCGUCUGGUCCGCCUCCCGCGGCUUCAAGGAGCUCGAAAGGGUCAAAGAUUGUUUAUUAUUGCCGGAAAACAUCGCGUUGUUUCUUUCGGGCGCGAAGGGCAGCGAGCAGAACCUCAACGCCAUCAGCCUCAGCGUCACCGGCGAGAUCCUGCCUUCCUGA
Molecule: messenger RNA, 1746 nt
Organism: Eimeria tenella
Lineage: Eukaryota; Apicomplexa; Conoidasida; Eucoccidiorida; Eimeriidae
Exons: 1
Coding region: 1-1746 (581 amino acids)
Biological process (GO): proteasome-mediated ubiquitin-dependent protein catabolic process; multicellular organism development
Cellular component (GO): cytoplasm
Molecular function (GO): zinc ion binding; ubiquitin protein ligase activity; ubiquitin conjugating enzyme binding
Source: RefSeq, a predicted model, not a curated record